AUGGUAACGAUCGAAGAGGUCAGAGUUGGAAGAGCUGGAAGAAGCGAUCAGGGAUUUUUGGCGCAACCUGAUAAAGAACGCACAGAAGGGUGUAUUAAUUUAUCGGCAAAAUGCUAUCAUACUCUAUAUAUUAGCCUUCAAGUUCAAGUUCUCCCAAUGAUUGUGUCUGUUAAGGAAUCAGUAAAGUUAUAUCAAAUUAAUAAUACUUUAAAACUAAACUUUCUCACAAGGUAUGAUUUCUUGCAUUUACAGGUUGAGAGACAGACUGCGUGGCGUUAUCUCGAACUUCAAUCAUUUAUCAGUGUUGGCACAUUUGCGAUAGUGGAAAGAUAG
Molecule: messenger RNA, 333 nt
Organism: Funneliformis mosseae
Lineage: Eukaryota; Fungi; Glomeromycota; Glomeromycetes; Glomerales; Glomeraceae
Source: the annotation of a GenBank genome assembly